AUGGUUCAGUACAACAUGAAAAGAAAAAACACUUUGAAUAUUGUGGAUAUUCCUUCUCCUGUUCAAUACUACUUGACAAAAUUUAAAGAAAGUUUAAUUUACAAUAUUAAAAAAAAUUUGACAUUACAUCACAAAAGUUUAGGGAAAAAGACAUCAACUAUUCCAUGUAGUGAGGGUGUGUUUUUAGGCGUUUUUAAAAAUGAUUUGGAAAGAUAUUCCCCUGCUAGAAGGUUGUACUUAAGUUCAUUCAUUGGAGAAGAAGGUAACAAAAGGUUAGAAAAUUUACUUGGUGAUGAGGAUUGGUCAAUUAGAUAUUUUGAUAAUAAUCAAUUUGCCUACAUUGACAUUGUUAAUUUUGAGGCAAAGGUGGAAUCUAUUGGUAGUGACGGCGAUUUUUGGCCUUUAAGCUCUAACGAUGCAAUUUCUUCUCUUGAAAGUACUUCUACACUCGAAGAUCUCAAAAUUAAGAUUAAUAAUACAACAAUUAAUGGGAAUCAAAUUACUGUGCUGAAAACUGCUUUGAUAUAUCUUGCAUUCUUAACUGGGAAAUGGAAAUGGGAUCGAGAAGGAAGAAUUCUUGAUUUAAUUUAUCCCGCUUCUUUUGGCACUUUAUCAAGUCAACAAAAAUCCAUUGCUUUAAAAACUGCACUUUGCCAGAACCAUAAUAAUAAGGAUAAAGUCAUUCUCUAUCAGCCUAACAGUGGUUAUGUUUUUGGUGGUAAUUUUUUUGGUACAAUUUGUCGUGGCCUUGAUUGUUCGUCUUUUGUGUCUUAUUGUGUGGAUUCUUCUGCAAGAUUGAGUACGUGGCACAUGAAAUUAAUUUAUGAAAAAUUAUUAAAUGAUGAAAACAAAGAUGUCAAUGAUGCAGUUGUGGAAAAGACUUUUUCAGAAUUUGAAGCAAUUGAAAUUCGAGAAAAAAUUGACAACACUAUUCAAAAAGGAGAUAUUGUGAUUUGGAGAGGAUCAUCCGGACAUACCGCAAUCUUUAAAGAGUGGAUUUCUAAAAGGUUUGAACAAAAAAACAUAAGUCUAUCAUCAUUAACACCACCUCCUAUUCCUUCCCCAACAAAAGAUCCUUUUUCUCGUUCUCUCGCUCCAUUAGAACCACAACAUCCUUCUAUACCAUCAUAUUUAAAUACUCAAAGACGUGGUUCAAUAACAGAUCCUUCGCUACAUUUAUCGGUUCCAAAUCCUGAAUUAUCAAGGCAAUAUUCACAACCUGAUGUUCAUUUUUCGUCAAAUUCAUCCGAACGUCGUAGUUCUUUGGCAAAUGUAGAUCAAUAUCCUCUCUCGCCAUCAUCCACCUUAUCACGUCCAUCAUCUGUUAAAAGUGAUCAUCAGUUAUUCUCUUCAUUGGAAUCACGUAAACUAAGAGAUUCAACUUUGCCAUCAAUAAGUGCAAGUCCAAGUCCCGUGAGAGAUGGUUUUCCCGGUUCAUUAAUGAAUCCCGCAUUUCAAGCACAACUACAAACAAGACGUCAUUCUAUUGCUUAUUCUCCUGGAUAUAUUCAACCACAACAACUUGUUAAAGAAACGCCUUAUUCACGUUCGCCCGAGCUACGGAUAUCUCAUAAACUUGCUGAACGUAAAAGAAGGAAAGAGAUGAAGGAACUUUUUGAUGAACUUAGAGAUUCAUUACCUGUUGAUAAAAGUUUAAAAACAAGUAAAUGGGAAAUUUUAAGUAAAGGUGAAAGAAUUAAAUAA
Messenger RNA from Entrophospora candida, 1704 nucleotides. The record is from the annotation of a GenBank genome assembly. Lineage: Eukaryota; Fungi; Glomeromycota; Glomeromycetes; Entrophosporales; Entrophosporaceae.